Messenger RNA from Schistocerca serialis cubense, 915 nucleotides. Its product is annotated as cyclin-dependent kinase 6-like. Gene Ontology annotation, biological process: protein phosphorylation; signal transduction; G1/S transition of mitotic cell cycle. Gene Ontology annotation, molecular function: cyclin-dependent protein serine/threonine kinase activity; ATP binding; cyclin binding. The coding region runs from base 1 to 915 and encodes 304 amino acids. The record is from RefSeq and is a predicted model, not a curated record. The transcript has a single exon. Gene Ontology annotation, cellular component: cyclin-dependent protein kinase holoenzyme complex; cytoplasm; nucleus. NCBI's taxonomy places the organism in Eukaryota, Metazoa, Arthropoda, Insecta, Orthoptera, Acrididae.
AUGGAUGCAGGAAUUCAGAGUCAUCCCAAUUUUGAGGUGUUGGCCCAGAUAGGUAAUGGUGCAUACGGCACUGUUUACCGUGCACGUUCAGCGAGUGGGCAAAUUGUGGCUGUAAAGAAAGUCCGUGUGAACCUUUCUGCUGAUGGUAUACCUUUGUCUACGCUUCGGGAAGUUGUUCUUUUGAAGGAAUUGGCUCAGUAUGAACAUCCGAAUAUGGUGAAACUACUGGAUGUCUGCACGGGUCACAGAACAGAAACCGAUCUGUAUCUGUUUUUAGUGUUUGAACAUUUGGGGCAGGAUUUGUCUAAUUACAUUGAAAAGUGUCCCCAGUCUGGCAUGGGAGCAAGCUUGGUGAGAGACAUUAUGUUCCAGACUCUGAGUGGUGUUGAUUUUCUCCAUAGUAAGCGUGUAAUUCAUCGAGAUCUGAAACCUCAGAACAUCCUGAUUUCUUCUUCAGGAACAGUGAAGUUAGCAGACUUUGGGCUGGCUAAGACUUACAACUUUGAAAUGCUACUUACUUCUGUUGUUGUAACCAUAUGGUAUCGUGCUCCAGAGGUUCUUCUCAACUCAACAUAUGCUACACCAGUUGAUAUAUGGUCCUGUGGUUGUAUUAUGGCUGAACUGUUUCUCCUGCAUCCUAUAUUUUGUGGAACAUCAGAAGCUGAUCAACUGGACAAAAUAUUCAGCAUCUUAGGAACACCUCCUGAAACAAGUUGGCCAGAGCACACACCAUUACCUUGGUCUGUUUUCAAAAACUACACAGCUGCUGACCUGGAAGGGAUGAUGCCUGAUUGCUCCCCAGAUGGUCUGAAUCUUUUGCAGAAUUUGUUGAUGUUUGGCCCUUGUCAGAGAAUCAGUGCUGCAAAAGCCUUAGCUCAUCCUUAUUUCAAGGAGCAUGGAUACAUUGCACGCUAG